Messenger RNA from Nanorana parkeri, 2893 nucleotides. Its product is annotated as zinc finger protein 574-like. Gene Ontology annotation, molecular function: RNA polymerase II transcription regulatory region sequence-specific DNA binding; DNA-binding transcription factor activity, RNA polymerase II-specific. Lineage: Eukaryota; Metazoa; Chordata; Amphibia; Anura; Dicroglossidae. Gene Ontology annotation, biological process: regulation of transcription by RNA polymerase II. The transcript has 3 exons. Bases 98 to 2686 code for a protein of 862 amino acids. The record is from RefSeq and is a predicted model, not a curated record. Gene Ontology annotation, cellular component: nucleus.
AAUCGCGUGCAGAAAGCGGCGCGGUGUGUAGGUUACUUCCAUGAACACAUCUAAAGCCUCCUUCAUCCGCUCGGUGUGAAGUCAGUUUCUGGUCUGGAUGAGCGAAGAUGCUGCAAUGACUGAGUCGGAAGAGACCGUCCUUUACAUAGAGCACCGGUAUGUGUGCUCAGAGUGUGGAGUGGACUUCCCCAACCUGGAAGAUGCUGUUGUGCACCAACAAAGCCAUCCAGCUGCCACCCCAGAAACCCAGUAUCAGGUGCUGGAUCUCGGUUCCCACGAGAGCCAGUAUCAAUGCCUGGAAUGUGGGCAGCUGCUGUUGACUCCCAGCGACUUGCUUGCCCACCAGGAGCUGCAUAUUAGGUUACUCGCUCCUCCAAAGCCAGAAAGCCUGAAAGCCAAGCGGCCAUCUCGCAGUGAAAUCCACUAUGAGUGCCAGGAAUGCAAAGCCUUGUUCAACAGCCAGGAUAUGUGGCUGGCCCAUAGAUACACUCACAUGGAACCCCAGAAUGUGCCACAGUCCAAGGUGCUGUUACAAACCGAGGACCACGUUAUGGAUGACUCGAUACAGCUCAUGUGUGACCCCUCUACACCUGGUGAGGUCCACCUUGUCGCUGGUCAGCAGCAUUUUCAUGUUCCAACCUCUUCAUCUGCUGGGGUCUCCCAUACCCAAGUGUUGGUGGACCUGGAGCAUUCCUAUAAAAAGAGUGAGGGUGUAACAGAGGAGUGUGCGGUCGAAGUUUUGUUUUAUAAGUGCUCCGAGUGCACUCAGCUUUUCCAAAGCCCUGGAGAGUUCCUGGAGCACCAAGCCACCCAUUUCCAAGGGCAGGGAAAUUCCAUAGAAGCUAGCGGUCAGUCAGACGAGGCAGCUCAGCCUAUGGCUACUGCACAAAUGGUCGAACAGCUAGUUAACGAGGCUCCUCCCCCUGACCAUUUCAGACAGGUAAACGAAGUUGUCCCGGUUCCUCCAGAAGGGGAACAAGUAGCAGCUCCAAGUGAUGUUACAUUGUCUUGUGCUUCAUGCAAAGCAUCUUUUAAGAGUGACAAAGAACUUCAAACUCAUUUAUUAUCUUAUACGUCUGGCCCCUUUAACUGUCCCCUAUGCAGUAAAGUGUUCCCUACACACCCAGAGGUAGGCGAGCACCUUAAAUCACAUCAAAGUGAACAUCAUUUUCUCUGCAUGGACUGCGGCCUGGGCUUCGCCAGCGAAUCUGUGCUGGUCAAUCAUCGCCGGACCCACCAAGCCAACCCUUUGUACUCCUGUGAAUGCGGCCAGACGUUCGUCAACAUGACGAAAUUCCUUUACCACCGCCGAAUGCACAGCACCAAAACCCGGGAACCCGUGCAGGAGGAAGAAAAGAAAUCGGACUGCACUUUCUUUACCCCUGUCGGGGGCUUUUUGUGCUCCACUUGCGGUAAAUCGUUCCCUCUGAUGUCUCAGCUGUUGCGCCACCAACGUUUUGUGCACACGCUGGAGAGAAGCCACAAGUGCCCAACUUGCAGCAAACCAUUCAAAAAGCGUUCCCAUCUUCGCAACCACAUGCUGACUCAUACAGGGGAGCGGCCAUUUUCUUGCAAUGUCUGCAGCAAAUCAUUCAACGCUCAGGCUAAUCUGCUGCGGCACAAGCUUACCCAUACCGGGGAGAAGCCGCACAAGUGCCAGCUCUGUGGCAAGGCAUUCAGCCAGUCUUCGACGCUCCAGCAGCAUCUGGUAGUGCACAGCCAGACCUACCCGUACAAAUGCACAGAGUGCGGUGUUAGCUUUCACCGUCCCUACCGCCUUCUCAUGCACCAGUAUCACCAUACCGGGGAAUACCCGUACAAGUGCCAAGUUUGUGGCCUAUCUUUCCUGCUCAAGAGGUUGCUGGAAGUCCACGAACUUGGCCACCGCGGCGAAGAGCCUUUCAGAUGUGUAGACUGCGGUGCCAAUUACCCAUCUUCUCAGCGUUUAAAAGAUCAUCGUUGUAACCGGACUGGAAGUGGAGCGGGAGACAAAUUAGAGUGCCCAGUUUGCGGCAAGAAAGUGAAUUCUGAUGCCCGGCUCAAUGCACACGUUUCAGCCCAACACACAGGAAGUAGAAAUGCCACUGGGUGCUUGGCCAAGGUUAAGCAACCCCCGCCGGCACAGAGCAAACCGAAAGUAGGCUCCAGAAGCCUGGAGUGCCCCGACUGCCAUAAGACCUUCAGCACGGAAACGUCUUUGCAAGUUCACCGCCGAAUUCACACCGGGGAGCGACCUUACCCUUGUCAAAUUUGCGGCAAAGCCUUUCGACAGUCCACCCACCUCAAGGACCACAUCCGCCUUCACACGGGUGAGAAGCCCUUCAAAUGCGAUGUUUGCGGCAAAGCUUUUACCAUCGCGGUGCGUCUAGCCGAGCACAAGCGUAUUCAUACAGGCGAACGGCCCCACGCCUGCUCCGAAUGCGGCCGGGCAUACCGUUCGUUCUCCAACCUGUGGAAGCACAGGAAGCUUCACCGCGAGCAGGCUCUACCACCGCCAGGUCACGGGUCCCACGCCUCGGACCUCUCCAACACCGUGGCUAUAGUAGAGACUGUAGAAACCAUUCCCAUUAUAGAGACCGUGGAAAUUUUCCCCGAAGGCAGCGCCAUAAGUGUGCAGGAUAUCCAGUUUGAGACCUUGCAGGUGGAGAAUAUACACUUGGGUAACAUUCAGAUCGGUACCUUGUAAAUGAAGUCUGCUUUAUGAUUGUCCAUAAUGAUAGGAACAGCAUGUGCUUUGCCGGAGCUACUGAAGAGUUAUCUGUUCGGAGGCGUGCGGUGUGUUACCAGUUUUGCUGAUGCCUCCACUGUUGAAAUCUGCUUUAUGUCCUUCCAGUAUGACAUGUUGUUGAAAUGCAUAUUUUAAUUAAACCCUCCUAGUUAUUUACCUUUUUAU